Messenger RNA from Alternaria atra, 489 nucleotides. RefSeq lists its product as uncharacterized. Bases 1 to 489 code for a protein of 162 amino acids. The record is from RefSeq and is a predicted model, not a curated record. The transcript has 2 exons. NCBI's taxonomy places the organism in Eukaryota, Fungi, Ascomycota, Dothideomycetes, Pleosporales, Pleosporaceae.
AUGAGCAGGCCUCUCCUCCUCUCGUUCCUCCUCCCGCUUCUCGCCCUUGCCCAGGACUCGUCUUCGGGAAGCGAACUUCCUCCCGCAGGCUACAACGGGGGCAACGACAACCCGCAAGACCCAAGUGAUGCUGGCGCUGCGGGAUCGCAGAAGGGUGCUUUCUCUCUCUCGGGUGGCGCUAUCGCAGCGAUCAUUGUAGUCGCGGUCCUAGUUGUCCUUGGAUCCAUCGCCUCGGGGGUGCUCUGGUGGCUCGCGAAGAAGCGCCAGUGGGACGUUCGAGCAUCCAUCCGCCGUGCCUCUCGCCGCUUCACCGGCCGCUCCACUGCCGACACGGGCAAGCAGAACCGCCAGAACCGGAGAACAGGCAUCAGACUCAACUCGCCGCCCCCAGGCAAGAACGCCAACAAGGUGCGCGAUAUCGAGAAGGGCCUUCCUCUGUCCAACAAGACGCCGCAGACUACAACUACAAUCACGAGCGUGAUGAGGUGA